AUGAACAUAACCGGCGACUUCACCUUCGACAACGUCCCCUACAACGCCACCAUCCCGCUCCCCCCGGACCCCGAGCACUGCAUCCAAAUCGAGACCAUCCGCCUCCGCCGCGCCAACAUCGCCGGCACCAACUGCCACGACGCCGCCAACUGGGCCGCCUUCGCCAAGCGCCUGCUCGACCACCGCUGGGAGGAGCAGCGCCUCGACGAGCAGGUCCGGGCCCAGCUGCAGCCCGACCACUUCCUGUGGAUCCGCCACCGCGGCGCCGUGGUGUUUUGCGACGAGCGCGUGCGGCUGUUUGUCGACGCUGGGGAUUUGGUCGUCAAUGCGCAGCCCGUGCGCACGUAUGUUGAGGCCGGGGGGAUGGAGGUGGUGGAGGAGGAGUGGGAGCUUGGCGCGGCGUUUAUGUUGGCCUAUGAUGGUCUUUGUGCUCUUCUUCGGGGCCGGGGUUGA
Molecule: messenger RNA, 453 nt
Organism: Aspergillus saccharolyticus JOP 1030-1
Lineage: Eukaryota; Fungi; Ascomycota; Eurotiomycetes; Eurotiales; Aspergillaceae
Exons: 1
Coding region: 1-453 (150 amino acids)
Source: RefSeq, a predicted model, not a curated record